CGGCAGCAGUGCUGGCGCAGGUUAGCUGGCAGGGAGGUUGUGUUCCGCCGUCACAGUCCUGCUUCACCGCCGCGCAACGCGCCCCGUGUCACAACAUGGCCAUGUGAGGCUGAGGCUGCCGACGACGGCUUCCAGCUAUGGUACACGGAGAGGGCGCGCGCCCGCUGUGGCUGUUGCUGGUGUGGCCGCUGCUGCUGGCCGCCCCGGCGCUCUGCUGGAGGGACUGGCGCGACAGCGACAGCGACAAUGACGUCAUGCCGGCCACGGGCGAGCCCGACGACUACAACGUCUCCGCAGCGUCCGCUGGAGGCGCGCUGGACAUCCUGCGGCUGCUGAACGUGUCGGGCGGCACGCCUGGGGUGCGCGUGGUGGCGGGCCUCGCCCCCGGCCUGGAGGCGUACCGGCUGCGGCCCGCCUACGGCCGCGUGCGGCUGCCCGCCCCGCAGGCCGUCACCGCCGCCCUCACCGCCCCCACCGGCUUCACGCUCGUCUUCGUCUACCGCCAGCAGCGCAAGUCCCUCGGGACUCUGCUGUCGGUGCACUCGCCGGGUAAGGUGAGCCCGUGGCUGCAGCUGACGUCGAACCAGAGGACGGGCCAGAUGCUGCUGCACUACCGCCUGCAGGGCGACCGCAAGCUGCACCAGCUGUCGUGGCCGCUCUGGGCCGGCCACGGCGGCAGCGUCGCCGAGGCGCGCAGAGCGAGCUCGGGCUGGACGCACGUGGCGGCGGCGUGGCAGCCGGGCGCGGGCCGGCUGCUGCUGCACCUGGACUGCGCGGCGCCGCGCCGCCUGCGGCUCGCCUCCAGGGCGCCGCUGCACGUGCCGACGGACGCCCUCGUCUACUUCCGCCAGGAGCCCGGCCUCAAGAAGAAGUUCCUCGGAACCAUCCAAGUGGCAAAAUUGCUGCCCUAUGCCAGCCAGAUGCAGCAGGAGUGGACAUGCAAUGGCACACAUCCCCAGCUCACAUCAAAAGAAAUCCCUAGUGUUGUUGCUCUUUAGGAAAAGUCAGGAGCACAGUGAAAAAUAUACAUAUAUACAGCGAUGUUCUUUUGUAACUCCACUAUCACAAACAUAUGACAUAUUUGAUAUCCAGGAAAGUAUGAUACAGUCACCAAAAGUUCCUAAUAAAUUUAGGUGACACGAUACAGGACACUAUUGUGAUAGUGCUGUGGGUGAGCCACUUAAAAUGAACUCCAAAUAGUUGCAAUAUUGAUAUGAGUUAAGACAUAAAGUUCUUUAUUUCAUUGUGAACCACAUGAUGACAUGAAAUAAAUCCACAUUAUUUAGGUGUAAGAGCAAUAUAAUUUGUAAUUUUAUAAUCUGAAAUUAAUUGUAAUUUAAUUAGUUUUAGUAACUUUACUGUCAUUAAAUUAUAAACUACUUUAAUAAGAUAAUGCAUUCAUGUUGUUUGAAUGUGACUUGCAUACACAGACCAUACUGAAAAAUAAGGAUAAUAACAAAAUCACUGAAAACAUAAAUACAAAUUAAAAUUUUAAGAUUUGUCGUUUUUGAGGAAUUUAAGUUAACAUUUUUUCUUACUCUACAGUUAAAAACUAAAACUCAAAUGUAACUGGAAAUUUGACAGUUGUUAUGUCUUAUUAGAUAUUCAAAUCUAUGUCAGAAUGUGUCUUGCUUUGUAGCUCACAUCUUGAAAAGGAAUUGAUCUAUGUUCAAAUAUAUCAAACAGAUAUAUGAAGACUGUUGAGAGUAGGUUAAACAAAGAAACUGUCUUUGAAAUGUUUACUGUCAGUGGAAACCUUCAGAAGAAUGCCAACAUUCACAACAGACAAAAUAUGUCUUAAAAGUAGAGGUUGUGAGUUAUCAUUGAUGUGCACUGGGAUGAUUUAUUGAAAUGCAUCCUUCCCUUUAUAUAAAAAAAAAGAAAACAGGUCUCAGUUUUUUAAUUUUGCUAGAAGGAUUUGAGGAAAGCAUGUGUUAUUAAAGUUCAACUCUGUAAUAAAUUAUACAUUCACUUUCCAGUAUGCUUUUCAGAGGUAUAACACAUCUACAUCAAGUAAAUUAAAUUGGUAUCACAGUAGCUUUACAUUAAUUCUAGAUAUAAGUUUGUCUAGAAAUAUACUGAAGGCACUAGUGUCUAGCAGAACAGUUGAUUGUAAUGUAGAUUUUAUAAUCAAUUACUUGUUCAAAUUCAAUUAUUUCAAAGUUAUUUAUACAGUUUUAUUGCAAUUUAUUAGUUCUUCCCUUUUCAUCUAGAAUUUUCUGCGUUAUUCUCAUACUGGAGACAUAAAGUAAUGUCACAGUGAAAGUAUUCAUACUGAAUAUGAAAUUAUAAAUCAAUAAAUAACAUCUAAAGUUUUCAUAUGCCUUCUGUGAUUUUAGGUGUACUCAUGGACGCAAUUUAUUUCCAAGAGAAUACUUGUGUUACAUAAAAAAAAAAAAAUUCUACUGAUAACCUAAAACAUUUGUUUACAAUUUUAGGUAUGUACAAUUUUAUUGUUGGUAUUUAUAUUUAGCAUCUGUUAAUAGUGUACAUUGAUUAUUGAUACUUAAAUUAUUUUUCAGCCUUCACUGUUAAAUUUGUGUUUAAUUUUUGUUGGUAAAACAAUGCUGCAAUAAAGUGUUUUUGUGGAUUA
This is a messenger RNA of Schistocerca serialis cubense, 2593 nucleotides long. RefSeq lists its product as uncharacterized. The record is from RefSeq and is a predicted model, not a curated record. NCBI's taxonomy places the organism in Eukaryota, Metazoa, Arthropoda, Insecta, Orthoptera, Acrididae. The coding region runs from base 138 to 998 and encodes 286 amino acids. The transcript is spliced from 6 exons.